Eptesicus fuscus (big brown bat) is the source of this 3355-nucleotide messenger RNA. RefSeq names its product MIB E3 ubiquitin protein ligase 2 (gene MIB2). NCBI's taxonomy places the organism in Eukaryota, Metazoa, Chordata, Mammalia, Chiroptera, Vespertilionidae. Gene Ontology annotation, cellular component: cytoplasm. Gene Ontology annotation, biological process: protein ubiquitination. The transcript is spliced from 22 exons. The record is from RefSeq and is a predicted model, not a curated record. Bases 408 to 3278 code for a protein of 956 amino acids. Gene Ontology annotation, molecular function: zinc ion binding; ubiquitin-protein transferase activity; protein binding.
CCGGCAGGCUCGCGGCGGGCAGCGGGGGCCUGGACAGCCGGCCGGACUUGCUGGCUGGCUGCCUGUUUGGUUGGCUGUGGUCUGUGUUGGCGAUCGCUCCCGGUUUCCAGUAGGAUCUCUUGGUGGCUGAGCAAGUUUGUGACCCAGGAAAUAGGAGCGAAAUGUCCGGGAUGCAGCCUCGAGGCUGGUGUGUGUUCUGAGGCCUUCAUGUUGCGCAGGAGACGUCAUGCAGAGCAUUUAGUGGGGGCACCGGUCACAGUGAGCCCAGCUUUCCAGCGUUGCUGUCUGACCGUCCACUGCUGCCUGGAGCCAGGUCCACUCAUCCGUGAGCACCCAGCACUGGACCUCCUCGUGGGCACUUGCUGAGGGGACCUCUCCUGCCAGGUCCCAGAGCAGCGCUGCCCACCAUGGACCCAGACCCCCAGGCGGGCGUGCAGGUGGGCAUGCGCGUGGUGCGGGGCGUGGACUGGAAGUGGGGCCAGCAGGACGGCGGCGAGGGCGGCGUGGGCACUGUGGUGGAGCUCGGCCGCCACGGCAGCCCCUCGACCCCGGACCGCACUGUGGUCGUGCAGUGGGACCACGGCACCCGCACCAACUACCGCGCAGGCUACCAGGGCGCGCACGACCUGCUGCUCUACGACAACGCCCAGAUCGGCGUGCGGCACCCCAACAUCAUCUGUGACUGCUGCAAGAAGCAUGGGCUGCGGGGCAUGCGCUGGAAGUGCCGCGUCUGCGCGGACUACGACCUGUGCACGCAGUGCUACCUCAACAACAAGCACGACCUGGCCCACGCCUUCGAGCGCUACGAGACGGCCCACUCCCGCCCGGUCACACUGAGUCCCCGCCAGGGCCUCCCAAGGAUCCCAUUGAGGGGCAUCUUCCAGGGGGCAAAGGUGGUGCGGGGCCCCGACUGGGAGUGGGGCUCACAGGACGGAGGGGAAGGGAAGCCAGGCCGAGUAGUGGACAUCCGUGGCUGGGACGUGGAGACAGGCCGGAGCGUGGCCAGCGUAACGUGGGCCGAUGGCACCACCAAUGUGUACCGUGUGGGGCACAAGGGCAAGGUGGACCUCAAGUGUGUGGGCGAGGCGGCCGGCGGCUUCUACUACAAGGAGCACCUCCCGAGGCUGGGCAAGCCCGCAGAGCUGCAGCGCCGGGUGAGUGCUGACGGCCAGCCCUUCCAGCCCGGGGACAAGGUCACGUGUCUGCUGGACACAGACGUCCUGAGGGAGAUGCAGGAAGGCCAUGGCGGCUGGAACCCCAGGAUGGCAGAGUUUAUCGGACAGACGGGCACCGUGCACCGCAUCACGGACCGUGGGGACGUGCGUGUGCAGUUCAGCCACGAGACCCGCUGGACCUUCCACCCGGGGGCUCUCACCAAGCACAACUCCUUCUGGGUGGGCGACGUGGUGCGGGUCAUGGACGACCUGGACACGGUGAAGCGGUUGCAGGCCGGGCACGGCGAGUGGACCGAUGACAUGGCGCCUGCCCUGGGCCAAGUCGGGAAGGUGGUGAAGGUUUUCGGAGACGGGAACCUGCGUGUGGCCGUCGGUGGUCAGCUGUGGACCUUCAGCCCCUCUUGCCUGCUGGCCUACCGGCCUGAGGAGGACGCCAACCUGGAUGUGGCUGAGCGCGCCCGGGAGAACAAAAGCUCCCUGAGUGUGGUCCUGGAUAAGCUUCGAGCCCAGAAGAGCGACCUGGAGCACCCAGGGCGGCUGGUGGUGGAGGCGGCCCUGGGCAACGUGGCCCGGGCUCUGGACCUGCUGCGGAGGCACCCCGAGCAGCAGGUGGACACCAAGAACCAGGGCAGGACGGCCCUGCAGGUGGCUGCCUACCUGGGCCAGGCGGAGCUGCUGCGUCUGCUGCUGCAGGCCCGGGCGGGCGCGGACCUGCCCGAUGAGGAGGGCAACACGGCUCUGCACUACGCAGCCCUGGGGAACCAGCCCGAGGCCGCCCGCUUGCUCCUGGCUGCGGGGUGCCAGGCCAAUGCUCUGAACGGCACCCGGAGCACAGCGCUGCACGUGGCCGUGCAGAGGGGCUUCCUGGAGGUGGUGAGGGCCCUGUGUGAGCUGGGCUGUGACGUCAACCUGCCAGACGCCCAGGCUAACACGCCCCUGCACUACGCCAUCUCCGCGGGCGCCGGCGCCAGUGGCAUUGUGGAGGUCCUCACAGAGGUGCCGGGCAUCGACGUCACCGCCACCAACAGCCAGGGCUUCACCUUGUUGCACCACGCGUCCCUUAAGGGCCACACGCUAGCGGUCAGGAGGAUCCUGGCCUGGGCACGGCAGCUGGUGGACGCCAAGAAGGAGGAUGGCUUCACGGCGGUGCACCUGGCCGCCCUCAACAACCACCGGGAGGUGGCCCAGAUUCUCAUCCAAGAGGGCCGCUGUGAUGUGAACGUUCGAAACCGUAAGCUCCAGUCCCCGCUGCACCUGGCCGUGCAGCAGGCCCACGUGGGGCUGGUGCCGCUGCUGGUGGACGCUGGCUGCAGUGUCAACGCUGAGGACGAGGAGGGGGACACGGCUCUGCACGUGGCCCUGCGGCGGCACCAGCUGCAGCCCCUGGCGGCUGACGGGCCCCGGGGGGACCCGGGGACUCUGCAGCUGCUGUCCAGGCUGCAGGCCUCGGGCCUCCCGGCCAGCGCAGAACUGACGGUGGGCGCCGCAAUUGCCUGCUUCCUGGCGCUGGAGGGCGCGGACGUGAGCUACGCCAACCACCGCGGCCGCUCCCCGCUGGACUUGGCUGUGGAGGGCCGAGUUCUCAAGGCCUUACAGGGCUGUGCCCAGCGCUUCCGGGAGCGGCAGGCGGGCGGGGGCGCGGCACCAGACCCCAGGCUGGUGCUCAGCACCCCCAGCACCACGUCCAACCUGCACGUGGCCGUGCCUGCGGGGCCGGAGGCGGCCGAAUGCCUGGUGUGCUCUGAGCUGGCGCUGCUGGUGCUGUUCUCGCCGUGCCAGCACCGCACGGUGUGCGAGGAAUGCGCGCGCAGGAUGAAGAAGUGCAUCAGGUGCCAGGUGCUCAUCAGCAAGAAGCUGCGGCCAGACGGCACGGAGGUGGCCAGCACGGCCCUCGCGCCCGGCCCGCCGCGGCAGCUGGUGGAGGAGCUGCAGAGCCGCUACCGGCAGAUGGAGGAGCGCAUCACCUGCCCCAUCUGCAUCGACAGCCACAUCCGCCUCGUGUUCCAGUGCGGCCACGGCGCCUGCGCGCCCUGCGGCGCCGCCCUCAGCGCCUGUCCCAUCUGCCGCCAGCCCAUCCGCGACCGCAUCCAGAUCUUCGUAUAGCCGCGCCCCUCUCUCCUGCUCCGGGCCCGUCCACCAUCGCCCUCGAGAGCCCCCCGCCCCGUGUUUUAUAAAAAGAU